Solea senegalensis (Senegalese sole) is the source of this 2479-nucleotide messenger RNA. RefSeq names its product tumor necrosis factor receptor superfamily member 14-like. Lineage: Eukaryota; Metazoa; Chordata; Actinopteri; Pleuronectiformes; Soleidae. Gene Ontology annotation, biological process: positive regulation of cytokine production involved in immune response; positive regulation of T cell migration; negative regulation of alpha-beta T cell proliferation. The transcript has 10 exons. The record is from RefSeq and is a predicted model, not a curated record. Gene Ontology annotation, cellular component: membrane; external side of plasma membrane. Bases 485 to 1210 code for a protein of 241 amino acids. Gene Ontology annotation, molecular function: protein binding; transmembrane signaling receptor activity.
AAAACAACUAUUGGUUUAGCCUUACAAUUGUCGAUUAUUUGAGCUUUUAUUCUGAAAGUAAAUAUCACAACGUCCGUACAUUUCCGUUGACAGUAUUUGCUUUCGAUGAUAGUCUUUCGCUAUGUACCAGAUGAAUGCUUUUAUUUUGAAACCAGUUCAGAGACGCUAUUACCGUAAAGCUACUAUAAUCACGUACAGCAAAAAACUGGGUCGGACUUUGAACAAGUCGUGAUCGGGCGAGAGAAGCUAACGGCUGCUACUUUGUACCGGAUAUCGCUGGGUGGAAAACAAAUGCGAAUGUUUGUUGAAUAUUCGACCUGAAUCUGCUUCACUAAUAAACGUCAUGAGAACUUCACGUGACAACUGGCUAAUCUGAAUAAAUAGAACCUGACUGUUCGUGAAGAUCUUAUAUCUCCCUCCUCAGCACAGAUCUAAUUGAGAUGGUGUCUUCAGCACAAGAAACUCCGCCAAACACUCUGUCAAAAUGUUUUCUGUGAGAAAAGCAGCAUCUUUGUUGCUCUGCGUGAUCAGUGUCUGCAGAGGAAGUUCACGUUGUAUUCCAUCAUAUUACCAGGCGGGAACUGAGUGCUGUCCAAAGUGUUCACCUGGAGAGUAUGUAAGAGCAGACUGCUCGGAUGAAUCCAGCACUAAGUGUAAUCCCUGUGAAGACGGAACCUUCAACGAUGUUUUCAGUGGACUCAAACAGUGCUUGCACUGCACAAGCUGUGCUCCAGAUUCUGGCCUGAGGAUAGCCCGUCCAUGCACAAGAACACUGGAUGCAGUCUGUGAACCUCUGGAAGGAUUCUUCUGUAUAGAAUCCAAAGGCUUCUCCUGUGAAGCAGCAGAGAAACACAGACAGUGUAAACCAGGACAGUACAUCAGAGAUAAUGGAACAGCGUUGACAGACACAGUUUGCGCUGACUGCAGUGCCGGGACAUUUUCAGAUGGGACGUUCACCACUUGUCGGCCGCACACGCAGUGUGAAAACCUGCUCAGAGAAGGAACUGCUUUAGCUGAUGCUGAAUGUGGGGAAGGUGUUUCAAGCAUCAAUGUCACUGUUGUCAUCGUCGUUGUCGUCCUUUUAGUCGUUUUUUUAUGCACUGGUAUAAUUGCAGCUUUGUACUUCAGGAAGAAGAAAUGUUUAUCAGGCAAACGUGUAACUGUCCAAACACAGGGAGAGGAAAACAUCAUGAUACAACCACCAGUCUGAGCAGAAACAGUCAACACAGAGGAGAUGAUGGCAGGAGGAAGGACAGCUGUCUGUUCACUGCAGAGUGAAUGUGUUCUAACCUGCUGGGUGCUGUCACAUUUUCUUUGUAGAGUACAGAAAUUAAACUGCUGCUGUCUCUGUGAGACUGUGGGCAGCACAUCAGCCUCACAAUCAGGAUUUAACCGACAUUUGCCUCGGUGGCCCCCUGAGCAACAGAUUAUCCAAGGAAUGCUCCGUGAUAACAAGGAUUUCGGUAGAAAUUUUGCGGUUGGCUGUCUGAGACAACAGAGGCGGUUGACAGGAUGGUUACGGGCGUCCAGUGAAGCACCAAUGCCUUUCGCUUUCUUCAAAACAGACAAAUGCAAUGUGCUCCAUAUCAAGAAAAGUUUGUAUCUACACCAACAAACCUGGAAGAACAGAAAAACAUAUAGGAUUCAAUGCAGAAAGUACAACUCCAGCGAAAAGACGACACUACGGAAGCUUAUUGCUGCCAAACAUACAAAAAAAAGUGGAGUGCUCAAUAUUACGUUAUAACGAGAAACUAUCUCGUUAUUCUCUUUUUCUUGUAAUACUGAGCACCCCACUUUUUUUUGUAUGUGUGGCAGCAAUAAGCUUCCGUACAACGCUGACUGACGGCAAAGGUGAAACUGAAACUUGGAGCUUUUUUGUUCACCACUUUUAGUCGAGUUGUGACCAAAGGGAACCAUCGAUAAGGAAGUGUGGGGUAGAAGGGGUCAAGCUCUACUCGGGGCUCUUGGAAACUUUCAGUGAGGAAGAUGAAGGGAAGUUGAUCUGGGAGUUGACGACAGAAGAAUAAUGUGUCCCUGGAUCGUAAAAAGCACUCCACUGCAUUAUAAGGAUCAGAUAUAUUCAGUCUGUCAUGUUGUGCGAUAUAUCGGGUCGAUCUCCGUGGAUUUGUGCAUAGUUCAUAGUGAACUCUAAAAGGGUUGAAACAGUGCUGGUCAUUGUUGCUGCAUCUUUUCCUGCCAACAUGAAAGUUCAAAUGCCCUUUAAAGUUGUGGAGCCCAGACAAAAUGUCCCAGUGUAGACAGGUUUGCUUGCUUUUUGUCACACACACACACACACACCUCUGUUCGUGAACAGCGUUCUUAGUGAGGACAGUGUUGCACCUUAAAACUUAACCAUCACAAUGAAAUACCUUCCACCAAUUGUAACUAACCUUACAACAAAAUCAUAACCGUCAAAAAGACCCUGAAAGCAGUUCUCACAAGGUCAAAUCUUGUAAUAAAUGUAUGUUUAUGUUUUGUA